CUUGUAAACUUGUAAGCUUGGUUGGUUUUAAGUUGGUUUAAGGAUAGUCUUGUACCACGCGGAGAACAUUAGCUGACUUGUUGCAGAGACAGCUGGUCUGUCCGACAAUACCCGGCGGAAAAUAAUGGCAUCAAAUAAAGUUUCUCCAGCCAUCAAUUCGGCACUCCUUAUAAUGAUAAUAUGUCUUACGACUCAAAAUACAGUUUUAGCACACGAUGAAGCAGAGGGCGAAAACAUAGAAUUUCUCCUACAAUCAGAAACACUUUUAUCUGUAUCUGAGGGUUAUAAUAAUAGUCAACACUCUCCAGCACACGUAGAUAAACUAACCUAUCUACCAAACGACCGGGUACUGGAUGAUAUACUGAAAGCGGAAUCUCUAUAUUCUACAGAUGAAAACAUACACCUGAGAUAUAAAAGAGAUGACAACUUGGGCAGCGGUGAUGUGUGUAACAAUGACAAUGGAGGAUGUGACCAGAUUUGUAACAAUACAGACGAGUCAGAGUCAGUGAUUUGUUCGUGCAAUGAUGGUUUUACACUUAACAGUGACAAUACGACAUGUUCUGUUCAAGACACUCUUGAAUUGUUCAGUUUUAGUACAGAUGAAUCACAGUUACGAGGGGAUGACGUUACAUCACCUAGCAUAGAAUCUGAAGUUGGUAUUCCUUUUGGAUCAAAUCGAUACCAACAAGUAUAUGUGGGUUCUAACGGUAUUAUUAGUUUUGAUACACGUUACAACAGUUAUACUCCAAGAAUUGGUAGUCGAAACAAUUUUGUCUGUCCCUAUUGGGGUGAUAUUAAUCAAAGAUAUGGAGGUAAUAUUUAUUACCGUGUAUACAAUGAAAUAAACAGCUUCCAGAUGAGACAAUAUAGUCUGCAUAUUGCUGAAUAUGGGGGUGUUUCGAAUUUUGAAGCCAACUGGGCACUCCAGGUGACGUAUGACCGAGUUGCCCCUUAUCAAGGAUCAUCAGCCCAGCGAGUUACAUUUCAAGUGGUGUUGGUGUCAAAUGGUUUGGACACAUAUGCGUUAUACUUAUAUAAAGACCGUGCAAUGAACUGGUUUGAGAGAAGAGGACGUGUCUUUAUUGGACAUAAUGAUAACGGAAUUUUUAAUAAUAUUUUAUAUUCUGGAACAGAAGCUAGUUUUGAAAUAGACAGAUUUCGUGGUAAUACAGGUUUAAGGGGAUUUUGGAUAUUCAAAAUUGGUUCUGCACCAAGUGCUUCUCAGCUUUGUUUGAACUGGUAUUAUCGCAAUAGAAAUCACUUCACACAAAGAACUAUUCGUCGGCUUCCCAGAUGUCCAUGCAGUUUGUUCCGGCUAUGGUUUGAUUGGAGAUGGCGAUAUUCUGGCUUCGGUAAUGGUGUUGUUUGCUACAGAAUUCGACCAUCGUGGAGGUUUUGGCCCAGUAGCAAGGAAUGUUGUUAUGAUUCAUUUGGGAGAAAUAUGAUGUUUGGUCAGCAGGCUGGUUCAGCGCUUGCCUAUAAUCAAAGAUUCUUUCGACAACAGCAUUACACAGAGGAUACAUUAGCUAGAAGACAUUGUUGUCAACAGUCUAAUAGAUAUUGUUAUCUUUAUAAUUGGUUACGGCCAGCAGGAUUUUGUACAUUUAGAUCACCAUUCAGAAUAUUUUGGGUAUUUGGAGAUCCACAUAUUAAUACUCUGGAUGGUAAAACUUUCGUGUUUAAUGGACUAGGUGAAUACACUUUGAUGCGUACAACAACAGAAGAUUUUGUAUUACAAGGAAGGACAGAUAGAGCUGAAACAGCUAAUGGCACGCUCAGUAAUGCUACCAUAUUUAGUGCCUUUGCUGUCAGAGAUGAUAAUGGAACAACUUUCCAGGUAGAAUUAGACCAGAAUAAAACAGGAUUAAUCAUUUACGGAAAUGGUCGUGAUUUUACUAGCAGCUUUAAUGAAAUAAGUGAUUUUACAUAUGAAUCUGGAGGCGCAUUAUCAAUAUCAAGGAAUGGCACAAAAGUCACAGCAGUAUUUUCAUCUGGAAUAUCCUUGACAGUUACACCUGGUUUAAAACUUCUUACUAUAUCAUGCACUGUACCGGAAGAUUAUAUGAACUCUACCAGAGGGUUAAUGGGUAAUUUUAACAAUGAUGUCAACGAUGAUUUUGCAUUACCUAAUGGAACAGUGCUUUCACCAAACAUUACAGAAAGGGAAAUAUAUAGAGACUUCGGUCAACAGUGGAUGAUUAAUGCUUCAGAAUCUGUUUUUAAUUAUCCUCCAAGAAAGGGACCGGCAGAUUUUUCGUUCCCAGAAUUCGUUCCCGUUUUUCUUGAUGAACAACCAGAUGAUGUUAAGGCCCAGGCGUACGCUGUUUGUGGAGGUCAGACCAAUCUGGCAUGUAUUUAUGAUUUCAUUGCCACGGGUAACCAGGCAUUAGCAGCAGAGACUCUAACCAGCAACGACGAUGCAGAAUCUACAAAUUCUGAAAAUGCUAAUACAACCCCUGAAAUUAACGGUACAACUAUAUUAAAUGCUACUGUUGGUGAGACAUCUGUUAUAAGUGUCAUAGGUACAGAUUCAGAAGAUGGCGAUGGUGUAACAUAUAUUGUAGUUGAUCAACCUGUUUCAAAUUUCUCAUUUAACAAUCAAACUAAUUAUGCUUCUUGGACUCCAUCCGAUGCCAACCCUGUUAACAUCUCAUUCGUUGUUCAAGAUACCAAUAACCUACAAUCUCCACCUUUAGAAGUUCAAGUACGCCUAUGUGAUGGUUGCAAUAGUAACGGUAAUUGUGAUCAUUCACGAACCAGACAAGCCCUGGAUGAGGCUGAUAAUCCGUCAUUUCAACUGGUUGCUUGUAAUUGUAGUAGAGGAUGGGAAGGUGAUAGUUGUAAUGUAGAUAUCGAUGGUUGUGCUGAUGACCCAUGUCUUGUAGGUCAAAACUGUACAGACAGACCAGCAGCUAACCAUACUGUCACUAACAUUGGUUAUGAUUGUUCACCAUGUCCUGACGGUUAUUCAGAACAGGGCGAACCACCUAAAUGUGAAGAUGUUAAUGAAUGUAACUCAACCAAUAAUUGUGAUCAAGUUUGUAAAAACACAGAUGGAAGUUAUACAUGUAGCUGUAAUUCUGGGUACAGAAAACAAGGUUUCGGUACAUGUAAUGAUAUCAAUGAAUGUGAUGAGAGAAUUAGUGGAUGUAAUCAGUUGUGUACAAAUACAGAUGGUAAUUUUAACUGUUCCUGUAGAUCAGGAUAUAUAUUAAAUGCAGAUGGCAAGAACUGUACAUCAAAUACCACUAUAUGUCAAUCAAGUAAUUGCACACAAGGUUGUUCUGCGGGCGAUUCCGGUUCUACAGUAUGUUUUUGUAGAAUAGGAUAUAUUCUAAAUGCUGAUAAUGUAACUUGUGACGAUGAAGAUGAAUGUUCAAGAAAUCCUACCCCGUGUUCGCAGGAAUGUAGUAAUAAUGUUGGCAGUUUUGAAUGUUCCUGUUUCCCAGGUUAUAAUUUAGCUCAAGAUAGAAAGACGUGUGAAGAAUGUCCCAUAUUUACAUAUGGAGUCGGUUGCAGUAAAACGUGUCAAUGUGGUACGAAUGGCAUUGAAUGUGAUAAGGUUAGAGGAUGUAUUUGUAAAAAUGGUUGGAGAGGAGAAAAUUGUACAACAGAUAUUGAUGAAUGUACAGAGGGUACAUUUAAUUGUACAGCUGAUACAAUCUGUGAUAAUACUGAUGGUUCUUACCAAUGUUUAUGUCAAUCGGGUUAUCAAAAACUAAAUGGCAUAUGUCAAGAUAUCAAUGAAUGUAACGAUGAUAGCAUUAAUGAUUGUGAACAAACCUGUUUGAAUACAAAUGGUUCUUUUUCAUGUGGAUGUACAUCGGGAUACAGAACAAGUGACGUUAAUAUCAAACAAUGUGUUGAUAUUGAUGAAUGUUCGUCUGAGGCACAUGGUUGCCAGCAAUUCUGUGACAAUGUUGAAGGUGGCUAUAAUUGUAGAUGUGAAUUUGGUUUCCAACUUGCAGGAGACAGAAAAACCUGUCUAAAAGUGGAGGAUGUCUGUGCUACAUUUAUAAAUCUCAACUGUAGCUAUGCCUGUAAUGUGAGUUUAUCUGGAGAAACAGCAAAUUGUUAUUGUCAAAGUGGUUACAGAUUAGCUAAUGAUCAGCAAACAUGCUUAGAUAUCAAUGAGUGCGAGAGUAAUGUCACCAAUCGUUGUUCUCAUACAUGUGACAAUAAAAUUGGUUCUUAUUCCUGUUCUUGUCCUGUUGGUAAAAAGCUAGAAAAUGAUGAAAGAACCUGUUUAGAUUGUGACAAUUCUCAUUGGGGUGAAAACUGUGUUAAUGAAUGUGGGUGUGGUAUAGGAGCAUCCGGAUGUGAUAAAAUAACAGGAUGUGUUUGUAAAAAUGGUUGGCAGGGUGACAAAUGUCAACAAGAUGUAGACGAAUGUAGCACUGUUGGAAUUUGUCCACAAUUAUCUACAUGCCGAAAUACACCUGGAAAUUAUUCUUGUGAUUGUAGAGAAGGUUAUGAUUUAAUAUCCAAUACAUGUCAAGAUAUUGAUGAAUGUAGUAGCAGUCAGUUAAACACCUGUGAUUCUUUUUGUAACAAUACAGUUGGUAGCUUCAUCUGUUCUUGUCGUUCUGGAUUUGUUCUUCGGAAUGGAAGUUGUGCGGAUAUUGAUGAAUGCGAAAAUGGAAUCGAUAACUGUGAACACACCUGUCGUAAUGAAGCAGGAAGUUUUUCAUGCGAGUGUAGAAAUGGUUUUAGGAUUUCAGAUGAUGAUGCUAGCCGAUGUGUAAGCACUGGUGGUAUAAAUUGUUCAUUGUCUUGUGAAAAUUGUGAAAUAUUGAAUAAUGGGAGCUCCAGAUGUUUUUGUACAAGAGGUUUCAAACUUGCUGCUGAUAAUUUGAAUUGUACAGAUAUAGAUGAGUGUUCAGUUAAUCCAUGUACAGAUGGCAAUUGUACACAGGGUGGUCCUGGGGAAUUUACGUGUGCAUGCCCUGCUGGUUUUCAGUUAGAAGCAGAUCAAGUUACUUGUAAAGAAUGUCCACAAGGAACACAUGGUACUGAUUGUUCAUCCACAUGCGACUGCUACGAUGCUACUACAGCAUCUUGUUCUAACGUUGAUGGUACAUGUAGCUGUGUUGAUGGUUGGCAAGGAACUCAAUGUGAUGAAGAUAAAGACGAAUGUGUCGAUACACUAGCCCCUGAUUGUGGUUUACAGUCAUCGUGUCUUAAUACAAAUGGAUCCUACAUCUGUAAAUGUAAUGUUGGUUAUUUUAAAUCAAAUGAUGGUUGUGUUGAAUGUGAUGAUACACACUGGGGAGAUAACUGUCAAGAAACAUGUCAAUGUGUAGCUGGUCAUGUAUUAUCAUGUAAUAAGACUGACGGUACCUGUAACUGUAAUAAUCAAUGGAAUGGUAGUAGGUGUCAAACUGAUGUUAAUGAAUGUAACAACCAAACUAUCUGUGGUUCACAAAAUUUCAAAUGUGUUAACUUUGAUGGCGGAUAUAGGUGUGAUUGUCAAGACGGCUAUACAAAGGACGCUAAUGGUAAUUGUGAAGAUAUAGAUGAGUGUGUAGAUUUACCGUGUCCACAAUUUGAAACAUGUAGUAAUACAGCUGGUAACUAUACAUGUACCUGCCCUAGAGACAGCUUCUAUACUGUAAACGAAACAUGUACAGAUAUAAAUGAGUGUGACACGAAUAAGGGUGGAUGUCAACAGAAUUGUACAAAUCUAGAUGGAAGCUUUAGAUGUGAAUGUAGCACUGGUUACACACUAAAUAGUGAUGCUGUUAAUUGUACCGAUAUUAAUGAAUGUAAUAUAAAUAAUGGAGGUUGUGAGCAAGUAUGUAAUAAUACAGUAGGAUCUUAUAUAUGUUCAUGCAAUGCUGGUUUUACACUCAACAAUGACAAUAAAAAUUGUUCUGAUAUUGAUGAGUGUAAAAAUAGUAAUAUGUGUACUAAAGAUAAUGAAGUUUGUAACAACACGAUUGGUUCAUAUGAAUGUAUCUGUGAUAAUGGCUAUGUAAAUAUAUCAUCUACGUGUCAGGAUAUCGAUGAAUGUUCUAUACAAAAUGGAGGAUGUCAACAUGAAUGUCGCAACCUAAAUGGGACAUUUAAAUGUGAAUGUAGGACUGGUUACGAGCUAACCAAUGAUACUACCACUUGUACCGAUAUCGAUGAAUGUUCUAUACAAAAUGGAGGAUGUCAACAUGAAUGUAGCAACCUAAAUGGGACAUUUAAAUGUGAAUGUAGGACUGGUUACGAGCUAACCAAUGAUACUACCACUUGUAUCGAUAUUGAUGAGUGUAAAAAUAGUAAUAUGUGUACUAAAGAUAAUGAAGUUUGUAACAACACGAUUGGUUCAUAUGAAUGUAUCUGUGAUAAUGGCUAUGUAAAUAUAUCAUCUACGUGUCAGGAUAUCGAUGAAUGUUCUAUACAAAAUGGAGGAUGUCAACAUGAAUGUCGCAACCUAAAUGGGACAUUUAAAUGUGAAUGUAGGACUGGUUACGAGCUAACCAAUGAUACUACCACUUGUACCGAUAUCGAUGAAUGUUCUAUACAAAAUGGAGGAUGUCAACAUGAAUGUAGCAACCUAAAUGGGACAUUUAAAUGUGAAUGUAGGACUGGUUACGAGCUAACCAAUGAUACUACCACUUGUAUCGAUAUGGAUGAGUGUAAAAAUAGUAAUAUGUGUACUAAAGAUAAUGAAGUUUGUAACAACACGAUUGGUUCAUAUGAAUGUAUCUGUGAUAAUGGCUAUAAAAAUAUAUCAUCUACGUGUCAGGAUAUGGAUGAAUGUUCUAUACAAAAUGGAGGAUGUCAACAUGAAUGUCGCAACCUAAAUGGGACAUUUAAAUGUGAAUGUAGGACUGGUUACGAGCUAACCAAUGAUACUACCACUUGUAUCGAUAUAAAUGAAUGUAAUCUUCCUACUAGUUGUACUAGAGAAAACCAGGUCUGUGAGAACAGUCUUGGUACAUAUACGUGUAAUUGUGAAACAGGUUUCACAAAACAAUCUGAUUCUUGUGUAGAUAUAAAUGAAUGUGAUACAAAUAAUGGAGGAUGUAAUCAAGUAUGUAAUAAUACAGUAGGAUCUUACAGUUGUUCAUGUAAUACUGGUUUUAUAUUCAACAAUGACAAUAAAACAUGUUCUGAGGCUGUUAGGACAAAUAUGACAUUAGAAGUAGCAGAUGCCUUCAAUCAGAGUUUUAUUUUGAAUGAUAAAGACAGCUCUCCGUUUAAGGAACUCGUGAAAACAUUUACUACAAUUCUAUUGGAGUACUUUAGAAAUCAGUUAAAGAAGACCAAUAUUGUUGUGUAUAUUUUUGAUAUAAAGCCUGGUAGUUUGGUAAUAGAUUAUGAGAUUAUAACAAGCAAAUUAUCCUCUGAUCAAUUAGCCAUUGCAGUGACACGUUUAGCUAAAGGCGACAAUCUUACAAUAGGAAAUCAAACCUACGAUGUAGAAUCUGUCAAAGUAAACGGGAAACCAGUGGCUAACUUUUCGGUGUGCCAACUAUAUGAACAAUUUAACAGUAUAUGUGGUGAUAACAGUGUUUGUGACACUGAUGAGGAUGGAGUACCAUAUUGCAGGUAAUGACAUUAAAAACUAUCAUCACAUUGAUUCAAGUCAUUUUCCACAAAGUUUA
Patella vulgata (common limpet) is the source of this 7598-nucleotide messenger RNA. Its product is annotated as fibrillin-1-like. Gene Ontology annotation, molecular function: calcium ion binding. The record is from RefSeq and is a predicted model, not a curated record. NCBI's taxonomy places the organism in Eukaryota, Metazoa, Mollusca, Gastropoda, Patellidae. Gene Ontology annotation, biological process: cell-matrix adhesion. The transcript has 50 exons. Bases 125 to 7546 code for a protein of 2473 amino acids.